Messenger RNA from Trichomonas vaginalis G3, 996 nucleotides. RefSeq names its product intracellular auxin transport. Gene Ontology annotation, cellular component: membrane. Bases 1 to 996 code for a protein of 331 amino acids. Gene Ontology annotation, biological process: transmembrane transport. The transcript has a single exon. NCBI's taxonomy places the organism in Eukaryota, Parabasalia, Trichomonadida, Trichomonadidae. The record is from RefSeq and is a predicted model, not a curated record.
AUGACUAACUAUCUCGAAGUUAUCCAGGUCGGUGUUGCUAUGCUUUUAAUUAUAGGAGUUGGAUUCCUCCUAGCGAAAUUAAAGAUUGUCACACUAAAAGACUCUCAACCUUUAAAUAAUGUGGUUUUUUAUGUGGGCUUCCUGCCCUUAAUUGUGGAAGGUAUAGCUCCAAAGAAGCUAAAGACAUUGGAUUUCCAUCCAUUCGGUAUUGCAGCUCUUAUGGCUCUUACUACUUAUGCAGCAUUAGCUUUUAUGAUGAUAUUUCCGUUUAAGGAUAGGUUCGGAACAUAUCUCGCUACAUCAUUCCCUACUGCAUAUAUUAACUACAUUAUUUCCGGUAUCCCCGUUUUCGAUGCGUUGUGGCCUCCAAGUGAACAUAUUAUGGUUUCUAUGAUGAUGAUUUGCAAUGAUUUAGUUUCAUCACCUACUUUCUUGACAAUGGUUGGUAUUUAUAACGUUAUUAUGGGCAAUAAGAAGAGAGUUGAAAAUGGCUUGCCUCCAGAGAAGUUCUCAAUUAAAGUUAUAGGCAGAGUUCUUCUUACAGUUGCAAAGAGCCCAAUUCUUUGGGGUAACGUUGUUGGUAUUAUUUACUCAGGUAUUGGUAUUCCAUAUCCAAUUUACUGCAACAAACUCUUUGAUUACGCAGGAUCUAUGGUUUUCGCUUUAGCUUUGGUUUGCGUUGGAGUUUUCUUGGCUCAGCACUCUCUUAUUUCUUGCGGUUGGAUUCAAUUCUUCUUCUGCAUGUUCAUCAGAUUGUUUGUUGGUCCAAUUUUCGCAGGUUUGUGGUGCAAGGCAUUGGGAAUGUCAAAGAGACUUUCAAGACAAUGCAUGGUCAUUGGUGCUCAGCCAACUGCUGUCGCUGCUUAUUCAUUAACAUCAGGAGCUCAUUUAGGUGAAGAUGUCGCAUCCACAAUGAUUUUCUGGACAACUGUAAUGUGUGUUCCAACUAUUAUCAUUUGGUUCAGUAUUUUGAACGCAUUACACAUAUAUGAAUAA